CAAUCGAACAGUAGUUUACAAGGACGUGCGUCAGCCAAAUCAUCUGAAAAAACUUAACUGUUGCGCGAACAAAAAUAGAUCUAAAUCUAGAUUAGUGGCUGCGGUAUUGAAUUUCAAUUAUUGUUCUCUUGACGCUGACGAUCAUCGCAGUCAGGAGCGUACCAAGCUUCAAGUGGCUCUGUUUAACAGUGUAUGUAGUGUUUAUGUUUUGUACAAAACCAACGACAAAAUAUUCUAAACCUACGCCAAUGAAAGAAGCUUAAUAAAAGAUCAAGAAAACGCAAAUUCAAAACAUCGUUUAUUUCCAUGUCGGUUUGUUAUAAUAUACCUAGAGUGUUUCCAUACACAAGCGCUCGAGUCCUCAGCGAAAAUAUCCGCGGUGGCUAUAAAAUACCCGCUCCCGGUGUUUGUUGUGACGUUUCGAUAAAUGUUUGGAUUCGCAGAUCGAAAACAGACAUGGAAGAGAAUUUUAAAUAAAUCCACCAGGGAGAUCAAGUCUAGUGCGCCUCUUUGAUAUCCGGAUGAAGUGAUAAACAAAAGACACCGACCAAUGCAAAUAGGCGCCUCAUAUUGUUUUAUUUGGCGCUCUGAUAUGUCAAAAUGGUCAAAUGGGCUGUGUACUGUAUAGUUUACUUUGUUUUUUUAGUGUGCCAAGGACAGGAUUUAGCAGAUACUGACGGAUUCUCCAACGAUUCACCGUUCAACGUAGAACCAAUUAAAGUAGAAACCGUUCGAGCAAAGGAAGGCACCCACAUCACCAUCAAGUGUGCUAGUCAGUUUCCCAAUCACACUUUCUGGGAAAACAAGGAAUGUGAAUUGUCAUACACAGGCGUCAUGUGCAACCUUAAAGAUCUUACAAACACCAAUGAGAGGCAGGAAUGGACAAAACGUAGCAACAGGCACAGGUUUGAGAUUAGCUCACUAGCGAGAAGUGAUAGUGGGGCAUAUCGAUGCAUCGAGAAGGACAUUGUCAAAAAAGCUGUGAUUAUUGAAGUUGUGGGAAUAGAAAGUUAUGAUGGUCCACCACCAGCCGUUCAAGCUUUGCUGACCUCCAACAUAACCGGACAACUGAAUAUGGAAUUUACAAUCCAGUGCAAUAUCACUAGCAAAAUUCCACCGACCGUCAUAUGGUUUAAAAAGUGCUACGGUUCUAAAUGUGAUAUCGAGUAUGAUGAUAUCUGCUAUUGCCAUCUCAAUAUUUCCACCUCUUUUCACAAUAUCGGCGAUACAUAUAUCAGCAAAAUGAACAUUUUUAACGCAAAAGUGAUCGAUAGUGGAUUGUACGCUUGUUUGGCUGUUACCGAAUAUGGGAAAGACUAUAAAUAUGUGACUAUAAAAGUUCCAGAUGAUGAUAUGAAACCAAACGGUAUCAAUUCAUUUCCUCUUCUAUUUUUGGUUCCACUGGCAUUAGUAGCGGCGCCAGUACUCGUGUGGGUAUGCUACUUUAAAAGAAAAACGAAGAAACGGGUAACUUCCGUAAAAGUUGGCCAACAGCAAGAAGUGUUGCUUAGAGCACCUAGAGCAAUCGUUUAAGUAUUAUCCAAAUAAUUGUUGACUCGUCUGUGAUAUUUAGCUGUACGUAAAUUUAUUUUCAAUAUUUUUUUGCUAAUAAAAAUCAUGUGAUACAAUUUUUUCGUAUUCCUUAUUUCUCAAACAUAGUGCAUAAAAGUACUUAUUGAAAUAGACUUGCUCAAUCUACAAACUGGUGUGUUAUUUGAAAGAUUUUU
This is a messenger RNA of Ceutorhynchus assimilis (cabbage seed weevil), 1727 nucleotides long. The record is from the annotation of a GenBank genome assembly. Lineage: Eukaryota; Metazoa; Arthropoda; Insecta; Coleoptera; Curculionidae.